GGGCUCUCGCUUUCCUGCGCUGCCCUCCCCCUCCUCCGCAGUCCGGUUCGGCGCGGCGAGAGGAGCGACCAGAAACGGGCUUCGCUCCUCCGAGCCGCAGCCGCGUUGCCGGCCACAGUGCCAAGCGUCGCCCGCCGGAGCGGUACCCCACCCGAUUGACGGGAGACCACCCUUUUGACGCCAGCACUCCGGCCGGUCUGCAUCUCGACGCGCGUGUCUCGGGAACAACUGGCGCGCCAGUCGGCGGCGAGACCGGAGGCUGCACUGCGCCCGCACCGCGCCGUUGAAGUCGGUCGCAGAGCUCCGCUGCUUCCCGGAACACAGAUUGGCACACGCAGGGUGGCAGCCAUGACGACCGGGCUCCUGGAGAAGAAAGGUCCCAGCUCGGCGCCCGGCCAGCAGCAGCAGCCACAGAGCCAGCCGCCCUCGAAUCCUUACCAGGACACCUUCCGCAGCUGGGUAGUGGGCGUGGCGUGUGCCUGGAACUUUUUCUGGCUCACGCUGGUGAACCGCUCUAGUGGCAUCCUGUUCGUCGCCAUCUUGGAUGUGUUCAACGUGAGCCGUCAGGAGGCCGCGUGGUCCUUCAGCCUCAUGGACACGAUGGCCAGCUUUACUAUCAUCGUGUGCAGCGUGGUGUACAAGGUGGUGGACACGCGAGAGCUGUCCAUCAUCGGAUCGCUCACGGUGUCCGGCGCCUGCAUGCUCUGCUUCCUGGUCUUUCGGGUCCAGGUAAUUACAGUCGUUCUGGGAACCAUCAUAGGCAUUGGGCAAGGCAUGAUGUACUUCUGCAACACGAUCGUGAUCAACCAGUACUUCAAGCGACACCGGGCGUCGGGCAACGGCAUCUACUUCGCCGGCGGCACGCUCAGCUCCUUCUUCUUCCCCCCGAUGCUGUUCAGCAUCAUCAACACGUACGGGCUGCGCACCACGCUACUCUUUCUGGGCGCUAUCUCGCUGAACGCCGUCCCGGCAUCGAUGCUGCUCGAGUCGCCGUUCAGCCGCAUGCGCCGUAUCGACCGCCACAAGAAGUUGCGGCUCGUCGCCGUCGACAAUGAGUGCACGCCCGAGAAGAUAAAGCUGCCCGUGGAGCGAACUGCGGGCAGCAGCAACGUCGAGGAGAAGCUCGAGCGCUGGUUCCGCAGUCAGCUGGCCGUGUUCUCGUUCCUGCGGCGGCCCAUCUUCUACGUCAUAGUGUUCACGGGCAUCACCUUCUCCUUCUCGUUCGUGGUGUUUCCGGUGACCAUCGUGGACUUCGCCAUCAGCCGCGGCGUGACCAGGAACCGCGCCGCGCUGCUACUGACUAGCUUCUCGACGGGCGACCUGGUUGGCCGCCUGUUCAGCGGCGUGCUCACCGACCGCAAGCUGCUGCGCAAGGACCACAUGAUGGUGCUCACGUACGCCGUGUGGAGCGCCGCCUUCUUCGCGCUGCCCGUGUGCCGCGCCUACGAGCUCACUUUCGCCGUCACCGUGGCGCUAGGCGUGGCCGUCGGCAGCGGAGGGAUCUUCAACACGGUGCUGUUGGCAGACUACCUGGGCGUGCGGGUCAUGCCGACCACGUUCGCCAUGUACCGCAUGGUUCUGGGCAUCAUUUCCCUUAUCCGGCCUUUCUUCAUCGGCUACUUCCGGGACCGGAUAGGCACCUACGACGGUCUGUAUUUCCUGUUGGGAGCCUACAGCUUUCUCAUCACCCUCAUCUGGAUCGUCAUAUCCAUUGUGCAGUACUGCAGAGGCACCAAAAAGUACAACCUCAAGUGAAGCUGCCCAAGCCGUACCCACAUAGUUCCGAAGCCCCCACCACCACCAACUGUCAUCAUCAUCAUCAUAAUCAUCAUCAUGUCACUGCAUAACUACAAACCAUUUUGUGCAUACUUCUCAUUGCAUACAAAGAAACAUUACAACUUGUGAAAGCCA
Dermacentor albipictus is the source of this 1911-nucleotide messenger RNA. Its product is annotated as monocarboxylate transporter 12-B-like. Gene Ontology annotation, biological process: transmembrane transport. Gene Ontology annotation, cellular component: membrane. The record is from RefSeq and is a predicted model, not a curated record. Lineage: Eukaryota; Metazoa; Arthropoda; Arachnida; Ixodida; Ixodidae. Gene Ontology annotation, molecular function: monocarboxylic acid transmembrane transporter activity.